Spirometra erinaceieuropaei is the source of this 11573-nucleotide messenger RNA. Lineage: Eukaryota; Metazoa; Platyhelminthes; Cestoda; Diphyllobothriidea; Diphyllobothriidae. The record is from the annotation of a GenBank genome assembly.
AUGGUGCGUCAGCUGCACGACGGUAUGAUGGCGCGAGUCACGGGCAACGGAGCUGUCUCAGAGGCAUUCGCAGUGACCAACGGAGUGAAGCAAGGCUGCGUACUGGCGCCUACCCUCUUCAGUCUUAUGUUCUCUGCCAUGCUGAUGGACGCCUACCGCGACGAACGCCCCGGGAUCCGCAUCGCCUACAGGAUGGACGGUCAUCUCCUGAAUCAACGGCGGAUGCACUUCAAAUCGCGCGUAUCCACAACCACCGUGCACGAACUCCUCUUCGCCGACGACUGCGCCCUGAACACCACCUCGGAAGAGGAGAUGCAACAGAGCAUGGACCUGUUCUCCGCCGCCUGCGAGAACUUCGGUCUGGUCAUCAACACGCAGAAGACGGUCGUGAUGCACCAACCGCCACCCAACUCGGCCACAACCCCCAACGCGCCGCCGCAAAUCAGCGUGAAUGGGACCCAACUGCAAGUGGUGGAGAACUUCCCAUACCUGGGCAGUACUCUCUCCCGCAACACCAAGAUCGACGACGAAGUCGCCAACAGGAUCUCGAAAGCCAGUCAAGUCUUCGGUCGCCUCCAAAGCACAGUUUGGAAUCGUCAUGGUCUCCAACUGAGCACGAAGCUUAAGAUGUACAAGGCCGUCAUCCUGCCGACACUACUGUAUGGAGCGGAGACUUGGACGGUGUACGCAAAGCAGGCACGUCGUCUGAACCACUUCCGCCUCAGUUGUCUUCGUCGCAUCCUGAGGCUGAAGUGGCAGGAUCGAAUCCCUGACACUGAUGUGCUGGAACGGACGGGAAUCCUCAGCAUCUACGCCAUACUGAGGCAAAUUCAGCUGCGCUGGAACGGCCACCUUGUGCGCAUGGACGACGAGCGACUACCCAAACGACUCUUCUACGGAGACGUCGCGACGGAUUCUCGCCGUCAAGGAGGCCAGAUUCGCCGUUACAAGGAUACCCUGAAGUCCUCCCUGAAAUGCCGGCAAAUCAACCCCACCAACUGGGAGGAGCUCGCACUCGAUCGACCGACCUGGAGGAGAACAGUGAAGACAGGCGCUGCGAUCUACGAAGCCAACCGCAUCGGUGCCGCCAAAGCGAAACGUGAAGCCCGCAAAUCACAACUUCGCCCAGUAAGCAACGCCGCCGCACAACCGCUUCCAACGUGUCCUCGAUGUCAACAGACAUUCCGGGCUCGAAUCGGACUUGCUGGACAUCUUCGGAUUAACUGGUCAGUCGACCAUGACAGCCACCGCGCCCAUUCCCCAGUCCAGUCUGCUGACCGGCUCGGACAGCGGCUGGGGUGUGGGAGUGGGAAGGGAGAGUGAGGUCGACGACUCAGCGCACUUUCUCCUCACUAUAAACAAGCUGACGCGCUUGAAGCUAUCACGGUGCGCUAAAAGCCGUGGCUUGGAGGGUUGCAAACUGACUGGGUAUCUUGGACCUCCUCCUUGACCGGAGGCGGUCUGAGAGUCAGGCUGCAAUGGCUCCUUUUUAAUGUGGCCUUUAUGGCACUCCCAUCACAGUGUGGGAUCCGAGCCAGGCGUUGGCGGCACGCCCAGGUGGGGCUUCGGUCGUGCCAGCCUCCAAAUCUCUCUUCUGUUGGCUGAAAUCCUGGUUAUUUGUUGUGUGGGCCAGGGGGUGUGGUGGAACGCCAAGGUGAGGAUCCGUCCGAGCCAUCCACCUGCGGCCUCUCUCGUCUCCGGUCUUCUUGACACUGUCUUGACACCGGGCUCGGGCGAGGGAGGAGGAGAGAGUGUAGGUAGAUGCUACGCAAGUCUACCGGCACUAUAAACCCCCUGCGUAAGUCACCGUCCCUGCUCCCAUUGCUGCUGCAACUGUGGGGCACACGGUGGACAUCAUCGAAACCGAUGGUCGAACUGUCACCGCCGCCAUGAUGACCAGUGGCUGAUUCCAGUUCCGUGUUAAGGUCCGUCAGAAAUUCUCGGCAUUUAAGGCGUUCCGCUGGAGAGUUGAGCGGCUGAAAAAAACCCUGUAUGAAUUUUGGAGGCUGUUUUUCCUGAGCAGUUGCAAAUUACGCUCUUUUUUGCUGCCCAAGAACAAUUUAAGAAGUCGUGGCCGCACACUUUUCCCAUUCUUACAAAAUCUUUUCCGAUCGUGAGGGCUUCUGAAGUGGUUACAUCAUCAUUCGGAUUAUGCAUCUCAUUUAGCAGGUGAUGAAAAAUAUCACGGUCGGCGGAAAACUUUUUUGGGGUAGGAGCAUUCGACGCCCGUUAGCCCUAGAAGACUACGCAAUUCUAUCGACCAAGGGAUCUUUUGUUCUAGUUCCGGCCGUAUUGUCACCUGAAUAUUCGAUAGCUGAUAAGUUAGCUUACUAACUUGGAUUCAAUAGGAACUGACAACGUCCCGAACUCUCUUAUAAAACAGGUAAGAGAUUUUCAUCCUUUGCUCAGCAAACUUACACUUCCUUUUGAUAUUACCGCACUCUGGCUCCACUUAAGGAUGACAGGCAGAUUUUUUAAACCUUGAUUGUUAGGUGGCUGCCUUCAAAUAUUGAACCUGCUCGCAGGGCCUUCCCCUUUCUACAACGGCUACAACUAAAGACUACACCAUCCGUGUUUUCCUGAGAAUUUGCUGUUGCAUUGUCCAAAGGCAUCUGCAUUUCCAACUUUGGACUGCAGACCCUUGUCUUGGCGAUAUUGCAUCAUCUUAUCGAAGUUUAGUAAUUCCAUUAUCUCCUCAACUGCUGUUAGUAUGUCCCUCUGGUGUCAUCUGCGUUUUACAGUUUGUUCAGACGGUGGCCUGCUUUAAAAAAAUAAAUUCACGAUUUAUCGCUAUUUGUAACUAUUGCAACGAUCUUCCACUUACAGAUACAUGGACGGACUGCCUUUACUUGUUCCACUAUUCAGGGUGAGAAUUUGUUUUCGAUGGCGUAAUACUUGAAAUUUACCACGACUUAUUUCCAUAGCAUAUAACUACAUAUCAAUUUGUAAGCCAUAUCCAUUUACAUUAUUGGACUUGACUUUAUUUUUUUAAUCGUUCUUACUGUCACUUAGCCUAACUUGUCAUUCUUCUUUCUUGUUCUUUUUUGCAUUUUAGUUAAAUCUUCGCAGUUAUUGCGUAUCCUGGUAUAGCUCUCAGCCUGUGUUAUAUGCGCGUUUAAUAAUUGGCUGCUAUUUCCCUGAAACCCGGGCUUCCGUUAUUCAGUUCACGGCGGUUUAUUCAGCUGCCUGAGUUACCCUGACUACCGUUUUUGGUUUGUUUUUCGAAUUCGUGCGCUUACUUACCAUUUACAAUCUAAGCCCAUUAGAAGACUUUCGAUGUUAUUUUACACUCUUUAUCAUUAUUAUUUUCUCGAAUUCCUCUUGUGUGCAUCCGAAGGCCCCACCCGUAUAUCCCCUAUUACCCCCAUCCCCGUUAGACAGGGUCAUAAGGUUAUCUGUUGCUGACCCCGAGGGCAAACCAUACCCUCGCCUGGUUUCCUCCAUCUCUGCACCAGACCCUGCUUGACUUGUAAAUCUUGACCCCUGCCAGUCGUCCUUGAGCAUUCGCCGUUUCCCAUCAUUACUUAUCCUCGCGCGUCCUCUAUUUCAAACGCACUUUUCUUCUUCGCUUUCACAUAUACCUCCAUUUACAGUGACCAGCCAAUUGACUUUGUCAUCAUCUGGUCUCGCAGUAUUUAAGAAAUAAUUUCGGAUCUGCCCUGAUACUAACUCAGCUAAGUCUUCACUUUCCUCAUUCCUGCCUCUAACCUUUUUUCAUAUCGUUGACGACCGACGGUCGUGAUUUAGACCUAUAUAACUUACUGCCGUUUAUACCUUCCUGUCCUUAAAUCUGAAAUGUCGCUCCAAGUGCACAUUGCUGGUGCGCAAUUUCUGUCCUCUGCAUGAUUUUGUAGGGUACCGUCAGUCAGCAGGAAUCACCUUUUUGCGGUUCGCGAUUCUUGGGCGUCCCGGAACGGAGUGGCCAGUUUAGCCCGUCUUCCUCGCAGACGGCGUGUGUUAUUGUGUGGCCGUAGUUCUGCUUGUGUAUACUAGCAACCGGAAUCUGCAUGAGACGCGCCUCAGGUUUCCUACAAGCAAGCGUAUGCGCACGCAUAGAUGCAGGCUUCGGUCAACCGCAAAAUGCUCCAUUAAAUACGGUUGAGUAAUUAACUGUUUUUAUACAUGAACCACAAGUCUGACAACGAGCUGGGGGAACAGUCGUGAAACUUUACGCCGUACAGAUUUUCUUGUUCGCAAAAAAUGUCACCCAUUUUAAACUGUAUUUCUUGGGAUGCCGUUUUCCAAAACACACAUAUGUAAUGGUGGGGGGGGGGGGGACGCUCACCGAUCGCGCUACGGGACUCCCUCGUCCAGUUGUGCCUGGGGACUCUCUCUAUUCCCAACCCCCGUCAACAAACGCAUAAUGGCGUGUAAUUUUGGCAGAAUAGCAUUACCAGCAAAGACAAGGAGACCGGAAGGGCCAUUUCUAGCUUGUUAGUCGUCGUCAGCCGACCACACUUGACCCAACGUGUGGAACGCCUGGGGUUCGUUCCGGUGACCUCUCGGUUAGAUGUCUACUGAGCCACAAGCUAGCUGUUCUGUCGGUUACGGUCGGUUAGUGUUAAUCCGCCUAUUUAUACACGUAAAAAUUAUCUAUAUAUAGACAGAAUAGUAAAAACCGACAGGCAAAGGCCACUGCAAUGGUCAUUUCAGGCUUUUUAGCCGUUGCCAGCCAGUCAUACCCCACCCCGAAAUGUGGAACACCUGGGGUUCCAUUGGUUUCCCGAGGCGGACAUGCUUUGUAUGGAUGACAGCGGUCACGAACAGGCAACCAUCUACCGGACCGAAGUCGUUUAAGUUAUGAUAGUUAUGGCCGACUGUCCUUUCAUUCCUGCCAUUAUUAAUGACCCUGGUUGACAUCUAGUGCGGAUUAGUUGGCGCCCCUUCCUUUUUACCCUGAAAUCUUUGUACAUGGCGUAUAAUUCAGUGUGCUAAUAUUCCAACGUCACCCAAAUAUUUCGGUACUAUAUCAAAUACUCAUGCGCGUUCCGGUUUCAAUUGAGCACUGUUUUCUGGUCCCUAACGCACCUCCCAAAAUAGUCGAUGUUUGUGACUCUCUGCACAUAUUGCUUUCCUGAGCCGAAAGUAUGAACAAAUGCUUAACGACCAUCUACCGUUACAUGACGCACUUGUCACAAUCAGAGAUACAAGAAUAGGUUAAUUGUAGCAGCCCUCUAGCACUGUCAGUCCCCUUAGAACAGAGCAAAUAACCUUAAACAGGCUCACUCAUUUCGGCUGCAGCUGACGGAGAGCGAGUGACUACGAGGUCACCUGCAGUGCAGCACACACGACCAUAAGUCGGUUAGUCUGUAGAUUUGAAGUUAAAGGGUAUAAACACACGCUCUAAACUGAGAUUUCGGGUAUUUUGUGGCCAUUCGAGCCUAAAAUCAGCGAUCACAAUUCUGUCAAUAAUACACGCAAGGUGCCUGGCGAAGAAAUGAUUUUGAUUUUAACAUCGUCAAAACUGCAGACUAAUGUGGGGUCACUGGGGUUGAACAACUGAAGGAGACGUUUCUGACUGUCAACAACAUAAUCGAACAGCCUGCGGCUAGUUGGGUAUAUGUCACUAGGCAAGAGAAUGUGGGUCAGGUAGACUUCAGUGACCUUAGUUCUAAUUUGAGCACUAUCAUCGGGCAUCUAGCCUGUUAACCGUUUAUUAGUAGGCUUGGCAGCUUUGGAGUGUGAAGUGGCAGAGCCCAAAUUACAUUCUUCAAGAUGACACGUUGGUAUAAAUCAGUUUUCAAUUCUGUGCAAUUCUUUCAUGAAUUGGCAGAAAAAGUCCUUUGCUUUUAUUGUAGUAUGCGUUAUGGAGAAGGGGCUUACUACAGUCCCCGAGAAUUUGAGGAAACUUAUAUUUUUAGGCAUCUGUUACGAAAUGAGUCUAUCGAAUUUCACCUGUCUUGUUUCAGAAGUGUUUAUCGCCGCUGCAUCAUUCUAAACGGCAUGCGCCUUCUCAGACGCAGCACGUACCUUAACCUAGGUGAGCAUCGGUACCCCUUGGAUAAACACAGUGGACAGCUCUGGAUAACAAACCUACUCGAGUCACAAACCUUAUCUUUACUCUUCCAUUCAUAUAUGAUUUCCACAGUUGACUUGACGGGCUUGUCUAAUCAAAAGACCUCAUCGCGGAAGAAAAUGUGAUUCCAACAAAAGGGUCUUUAAUCAGCAUAAUUUUCAGGAAAAAGUCACCAAGUGACUUUUCUACAUUAAAGGUCCAUUUUCUUGGUAUUUUGUUCAAGUUCAAAUCCCUGCGCCCCUUCCCCAAUUAUGAUGAUAUGGGACAUCGCAGAUGUUCCCUGUGAAUGGUCGCUGCGGAGACAUGAUAGUAUUCUUGUCUUUGACGAAUAAAAUCGUUGUCUUGCUGACCUGUUGACCGUUUUGGUCCUCCCUGCUUAUUCCUGUGCCCAGUUCUAUCAUACACAAUCUGAAAACUAACACUGAAAUUACGCAAGGCUCGACUACUCUGUCCGAAUUCCAAGUGUAAGCGCAAUUUGGACAAUAAAAGUAUAGCAAGCCGAAGGAGAAUGCUGAAAUCGUUAGUGGGAAAGCAGGCGACGCUAUAACGAAAAAGCGCAAACUGAUAUUUCGGUUACGAGUUAGAGUUAAUGUUAUGAUUAGGUCUAGUGUCAGGUUUAGAAGUGACUUUAGGGUUAGAGCUUGCGUUAAGUUGAAGUUUUUUUCCUGUGUUUAAAGGACGCUAUAAAAAACCUAUUCUAUGCUAUUCUAGAGUUUUGUUUAGGUUUACGGUUCGGAUUAGGGUUUGGAUCACGGUUCAGGUUUACGUUCAAUGUUAAAGUUCGGGUUAGAUUUAGUGUUUGAGUUCCGGUUCCGGUUAGGGUCAUGGUUAGGGUUAGGCUAAAGGUUUGUGUUAAGUUUAGGGUUAGCGUUAGGUUUAUAAUUCCGUUAAAGUUUGGGUUUACUUUUGAGGUUACGGUUAGGAUCAACGUUAGGUUUUGGGUUUUGCUGCCCUGCGUGUCCUGACUGCCAAGUCUUUUGCUGGGAUUGUGGGCUCCCAUUAUCCUCGCGACAGAAUAGUAGCACAUCAGAUCCCCCUUUACAUUUUAGCUUUGGCUACUUUCCCACUAACAGGGCUCGUCUUUUGAGUUCGGUUUGGAAUUUUCGACCUUCGAGUGAUUUACCUUUUUCGGGAUUUUUGUCUACUGGACGCUUUGCGGGCCCAUUUGGAUUUAGAAAUUAAAGCGUAAUCAGUAAUUCUUCAGACGAUCCACACGGGACUCCAACAGAACUUUCUUUAGGACAACCAUUCUCCAUCGGAUCACUUCGCUGCCAACAGCACCGGGGGACCCUCCAGAUCCAAGGACAACUGAGUCGUUCUUUAUUUGUUUCAUAUUGUUGUCCUGGUUAAAUAUCUCCUCCUACACAUUUAAAUACUUCGUUUCAUACGUUGAAUACCUUGCGCAUCCUUUGAAUUCAUAAUGGGAGUCGAUAAAACACCUUCAGAACAAUGUGCAAAAAUGUCGCUGCAAAUGAGACACGAAUUCAGGUACCACCGCGGGGUGACCAACUAGAUCACCACUACACUACCGGCCCACGAGAAGCAGGCCGAAAUAAGCAAGGGAGCAAACAUUGGCCGUAGUACAAAUGGCAACAAUUCCGUAUAUAUCGCUGUCAGGUCACCUCCUGCCAAACGAGCAAGGAGUUUAAUAAGUUGUAUGGAUAUCAAAUACGACGACGACGCCUGUACGACAUGUUUCGGACUGCUUCAAAAAUUUGCGGCAAUGGAGAAGGAGAUUAAGGGUCUUAAAGUGGAGAUCUAGAAGUUAAGGAUUAUCCCUUGCUAUUCAUCCAAAGAGAAAUUAUCGGCGACAUCCAAAAUUGAGGAAAGUGAACGAACAUACGCCAACACGGCUUCCUCGGCUGUGUCGACAGAGGAGAAAGGAGAAAUAGGUCUCCAGAGCUCGAUAUGAAUGACAACCAGUGUCUUUUGCGAGAAAAUGUUGUCAACACGCGAUCUCAGCGAACACAAAAUGUCUCAGAGCACCUCAGAAAGGCACAGAGAGCCAGACAAGGGAGCAAGAGGUGACUACACCGCAAACAAAGAUCGUGCUGCUGAAAAUUCAAAAUCAUCAAGAGAUCAUAGUAAACAGGCAGUCACACGUUAGUCCUGCCGAAUCAAAUCUUCCUAAAUCGGUGAAUGGCGGUAGUCGGGAUAUCCGGGGCGAAGUCUCUGCAUGUAUGAUUAAACCACAAGGACCUCUGGUUGAUCUCAAUAGAUGCAUUGUCAUAAAGGGCAUGCCUGAGUCUGUUCCCGACACUGCAAAGGACAGAAUACAGUAUGACAUCGAAAUAUUCCAGGAAUAUCGCAAAUCGGUCUUAAGAGAACACGAGAAAUUCACCGUAUUAAGGGCUUUCAGGAUGGGCCAAAUAAACGACUCAAAACAUAAACCAGACCGAUCAAGACUGACAAAAGUUGUCUUCCAGAAUAAGAAACAAGUGCAUCUACUGUUGGGCAGGAAAUCUACACUCCAAGAUGCGCAUCCAUCUGUUUUUAUUUAGCGGGACUUUUCACCCGCGAAGAGAGAAAAAUGGAGGGGGCCCAAGUUGGAAGUUCUCAGGCCGUCGAGCAUGGGCGAGAAAAACCGCAGAAUACUGAACGUGAAAAUUAUAUAUGUCCACAGGCCAUUACUCAGGAGAAAGCGCGUAAUCAUAACAACUUAGGAGUGAUGGAAAGCGGUGCACCCUGACCAGCUCCAGCCGGCUUCUGCAUUCAAUCCCAUGAAACAGCCAAACUCCCGUAUGCCGGAGUUACUCAUGCCAAAUUGUGAUUUUUGUAUGCUAAUGCUCACAGUCUGUUUUCGAAGAUCGACGAACGCAACGCGCUAGUUUCAGAACGACUCUCCUAAGUCGUUGUCAUAACGGAAACUUGGCUUAAUGCUGAAAUCGUGGAUGCCGAGAUUUCGAUACCGGGUUACCAGCUCUUUCGUAGAGACCAUCAAAAUAGACAGGGCGGUGAGGGUGUAAAGGCUGAAAUUUCGGCGGUUGAACGAGCCCACACCCUCUCCCUUUAGUAGGAAUUCGCCUGGAUAAAGAUAAAGAAGAUUAGCGCACAAAACAUAGAAAUCCUGGCGAUUUACAGACCACCAAACCUUCCAAGUGCAAGUGAUGAGCCGCUCAUUCAUUUAUUCAAGGGCGUAGAUGGCCAUCAAGAGAUUUUUAUUGCUGGGGAUUUCGACGCACCUGCAAUAGAGUGGAAGACUAUGGUAGUUAACGGUGGGUCGACUUUCUUCAGCAAUAAGUUAACAGACUUCACAAUCGAUCUCACUCUGGCACAACAUGUGAAGGUACCAACAAGAUUUUGAAAGAACCAGAAAACGAAUUUCCGGGACCUAGUUAACACUAAAGACUUCUCAAAUAUCGACGAAGUGUAUUUUAAUGCACCUCUCGGGAAAAGUGACCAUACUACGCUACUACGGGAUUACUCGCUCUUCUCUCAACGCCAGCAGAGAACAAAAGGCCAACCUAAUAUAUGGAAGGCAGAUUUUAACACGAUGAAGGACGAAUUCAUGUCCGUGAAUUGGGAUCACUUGCUCAAGAGAGAACGGAGGACUAAUGGAGAUCGUUUAAGACGAUUUCAAUCGACCUACUUCGGCUCUGUUGUCCACCUAAACUUCAAAAAACAACUAGUCGACCUGCGAGGUUAGCUAGUAGUCUGAAUAGGCAGUUACAAAAGAAAAGUAAAAUAUGGAAAAUAUUCAGGGAAACUGGUUCACCGGUGCAUCUCAAAAAAUUUCGACGUCUGCAAAAUGCAGUAAAAAGUACAUCGGUCAGGCACGGAUGGAGUAUGAAUCCAAAAUUACCCGACAGGGCGAACAGAAGUCCAAGAUUUUAUUUUACUAUCUUGACAGUACACUAAAAACAAGGUCGCGGUCGCAGUACUGAAGGAUGAUAAUGGUGCAGAAAUCAUUGAGAACAGCGGGAAAGCCGAACACAAAGGACGGCAUUUUGCCUCGGUUUUUAUUAGGGACGCAGAGUUUCGUUGUCGCAGUGCCAGCAAUGCUGUCGAGACAACUGGUCCCGCGUUUGACGCCAUAAUUUUUCCGACAUUUGUCAUGAAAAGGGAGCUGCAAAAUCUCAGAGACGCAAAGUACUCAGGUUCGAACAAUAUACCGGCCAAAUUUUUGAAAGAAAUGACGAACGAACUCUCCAAACCACUGACGUACAGCUUCCGCUCGUCAUUCGAAUUAGGGAGACUGCUAUCGGAACGGAAGACGGCAAAUAUCUUUCCGAUAUACAAGGACGGGGCUCGCAUCAAUGUUAACAAUUAUCGGCCUGUUAGUCUCACCUGCAUAUGCUUUAAAAUAAUUGAGGCCAUAGUCAAGAAGGCAACAAUGCAGUUCCUGGAGCAGAACAACUUACUCUCAAACCUGCAGUACGGCUUCAGACAGAACCGCUCGUGCCUUUCCAGUUUAUUGCUCUCGACGGAGCAGUGGACUCACGCACCGGACGAGAGAGUUAGGAUCGAUGUUAUCUACACGGACUUCAAGAAGGCGUUCGACAGCGUCCCACACAAACACCUUAUCUACAAACUUUCUUAAAUUGGGAUAGGUGGUAGGCUGCCGACAUGGAUAACAGAUUUUCUUACAGGGAGAUCGCAAACCGUGUGCGUUGAGGACUCGAGGUCAACUCCUAGCCCCAUUUAUAAGUGGCGUUCCCCAGGGGUCCGUCUUAGGACCUUUGCUAUUCCUUGUUUAUAGUAACGACUGCGUCGACGACCUGAGAUGUGGCGCCAUCAUGUUUGCUGACGAUGUUAUGCUGUGGAGAGCCAUCAGAUCUGACGCAGACAGGUACGCGCUUCAAGACAUUCUCAACCGCAUGAACCGUUGGCCAGCUCGUUGGCUUCUAACUUUUAGUGUGGACAAAUGUGUGGCCCUGAGACCCCGUACCAAAAAGACCAGUAAAGAGGACGAUUCCUUCCAAUACGUCCUGGGUGAGCAGCCUCUUUCAAAUGUUGUGGAACAGAAAGACCUCGGCGUCCUAAUGACCUCCUCGCUGAAACCAUCCUCACAAUGUCAAAGGGUAGCCAAACGUGCGAUAAGGGUGUUAUUUGGGAUGAGGUGAGGAUUUGUGCAGAUCGAUAAAGAGUUCUUCGUAAAAACCUAUGUACAUUCGUCUGGUCUCACUUAGAGUAUGCAGUCCAGGCCAGGCGACCGUGGUCAAGGAAAGCUUAUCGACAAGUGGAAAGAGUACAGGCGAUGGCUACGAAGAUGGUCAAGAAUCCUGAUCAUCUGCCUUACGAAACCAGGCUGGCCGAACUAAAUCUGUUUCCUCUCAAUUACAGGCAACUGCGCGGCGAUCUCAUUAAAAUUUACAAGAUUGUCAGAGGCCGUGAAUAUGCCCUGGAGUGUGGUGAAUUUUUCGAAUUGACCAGGACUGACCGUCUGCGUGGUCAUCCCUUCAAAGUGCAGAGGAAGCUGGCUUAUUCGGACGUCCGACAGAACGUCUUCUCUCACAGGGUCAUUGGAGCCUGGAACGGACCCCCUGAUGCGGUGGUUCUUUCCGAAACUGUCGAGUCCUUUAAGUUUAGACUAGACGCUCAUUUGCGGAGAAACUAA